AUGGAGGUCGACAGCGAUGCGAAUUCGAGGUUCGCCGACGGGACUCGCAAUUUUGUGGCCUGGUUCCAAACGCUCCCUGGAGCCACUUUCCGCUCAGAUCUGAUCGCGGUGGAGGACUUGAGGGGACGGAAUGCUGGUCGAGGAAUUAUUGCCAAACAAGACAUCCCAGCAGACACGGUGCUGUUCACCAUCCCCCGAACCGCCAUCAUCUGCACCGCAACCUCAGCCCUUAAAGACAAGAUCCCCGGUAUAUUCGACCUCGACAAUGACGACGCCGGGAAAUCCGACUCCGGGGACGGCGGCGACGGCGAGGCAACCUCCUCAUCACAGGACUCCUGGACACUCCUAAUCCUCGCCAUGAUCUACGAGCACCAACAGGGCGACGCCUCACCGUGGAAGCCCUACCUGGACGUGCUCCCCGCCGCCUUCGACACGCCCAUGUUCUGGUCGCCCGCCGAGCUGUCACAGCUCCAGGCCAGCGCGCUGGUCGCCAAGGUCGGCAAGGCCGAGGCCGACCGCAUGAUCCAGGCCAAGAUCGUCUCGGUCGUGCGCGCCCACAACGACGUCUUCUUCCCCCCCGGCAGCGCCCACCUCGACGACGCCCAGCUGCUGCAGCUCGCGCACCGCAUGGGCAGCACCAUCAUGGCGUAUGCCUUCGACCUGGAGAAGGACGAGGCGGACGAUGGCGGGGAAGGGGAGGAGGACGAGGGGUGGGUGGAGGACCGGGAGGGCAAGACGAUGCUGGGGAUGGUGCCGAUGGCGGACAUAUUGAACGCGGACGCGUCCUUCAACGCGCACAUCAACCACGGCGGAGAUGCGCUCACGGCCACGGCGCUGCGGCCGAUCCGCGCGGGCGAGGAGGUGCUCAACUACUACGGCCCGCUGGCCAACGGCGAGCUGCUGCGGCGGUACGGCUACGUGACGCCCGCGCAUGCCCGCUAUGAUGUGGUUGAGCUGCCGUGGGCGCUGGUCGAGAGUGAGUUGAGGGAUAGGGUUGGUGGUCGCAUGGGCAAGGAGGGGUGGGAGGAGGUGAGACAGCUCGCGGAGAAGGAUGAGGAGUUCGAGGAGAGUUUUGUGUUGGAGCGGUCGAGCGAGGACCCGGACUCGACGGGGGAGUUGGGUAGCGACGCAGUCUUCACUGGUCUGCCGGACGAGCUGGGGGAGCAGUUCAAGACGUUCCUUAAGGCCAUGAAGAAGGUUGGCAACGUCGAGCUUGCUGUGCAGGCCCUGUCGGACAAGGAUACGCGCAAGGACUUGUACUUGCGGACCGUCCUCCGCGCUCUUCAUGCUAGGGAGCAACAGUACGCCACGUCGCUCGAAGAAGACGAGCGACUUGCGGGUGCGAGUCAGCCGUCUGGGCGGGAGAGAAUGGCCUUGUGGGUGAGGAGAGGCGAAAAACAGGUCUUGCGGGAGGCUCAGGCAUGGGUACAGCAGGCUAUUAAUGAGCUGCAGGCUCAGGCUUCGACGAGGACGCGUGAGGACGACGGCCCAGCUGCGAAGAGGCGGCGGAUGUGA
Chaetomium fimeti is the source of this 1515-nucleotide messenger RNA. RefSeq lists its product as uncharacterized. Gene Ontology annotation, biological process: peptidyl-lysine monomethylation. The record is from RefSeq and is a predicted model, not a curated record. Lineage: Eukaryota; Fungi; Ascomycota; Sordariomycetes; Sordariales; Chaetomiaceae. Gene Ontology annotation, cellular component: nucleus. Bases 1 to 1515 code for a protein of 504 amino acids. The transcript has 2 exons. Gene Ontology annotation, molecular function: protein binding; protein-lysine N-methyltransferase activity.